This is a messenger RNA of Paralichthys olivaceus (Japanese flounder), 2673 nucleotides long. It is a transcript of the gene pfkfb3, whose product is annotated as 6-phosphofructo-2-kinase/fructose-2,6-biphosphatase 3. Gene Ontology annotation, cellular component: cytosol. The record is from RefSeq and is a predicted model, not a curated record. Gene Ontology annotation, biological process: fructose 2,6-bisphosphate metabolic process; fructose metabolic process. Lineage: Eukaryota; Metazoa; Chordata; Actinopteri; Pleuronectiformes; Paralichthyidae. Gene Ontology annotation, molecular function: fructose-2,6-bisphosphate 2-phosphatase activity; 6-phosphofructo-2-kinase activity; ATP binding.
GGAUGUGUGCCGCAGACCGGCAGAUGAGCUCCGCUCAGCGUGCCCUCACUCUGAACUGAACGGCCCCGGCUCGCUGCUGCUCCUCAGCGGAACAGACGAAGCUCCACCGGCUCCUGUCAGUCUUUUCACCCCGGAUAUAAGCGGCUCGGUUCCCGUGUACAGCGCGGCUCUUAGGUCCCUGAGGAAUGCCCAGAGAGCUGACCCAGAACAGGAUCCAAAAGAUCUGGGUUCCCACCAAGGAUGACAAGCCGGCACCACGGAGAGCAGCUGGCGCUCCCCACUUCGCCAACCCCACCGUCAUCGUGAUGGUGGGCCUGCCUGCUCGAGGCAAAACGUACAUUUCAAAGAAACUCACCCGCUACCUCAACUGGAUCGGCAUGCCUACCAAAGUCUUUAACGUGGGAGAGUAUCGCAGGGAGGCUGUCAAGAACUACAGCUCCUAUGACUUCUUCAAGCCUGAUAAUGAGUGUGCCGUGAAAAUCAGGCAGCAGUGUGCCUUAGCAGCCUUGAGGGAUGUCAAGUCCUAUCUGAAGGACGAGGGAGGCCAUGUAGCGGUCUUCGAUGCCACAAACACAACAAGAGAAAGGCGAGACAUAAUCCUCAAGUUCGGAGAUGAGAAUGGCUUCAAGAUCUUUUUCAUCGAGUCCGUGUGCAAUGAUCCCAGCGUCAUCGCGUCCAACAUCAUGGAAGUGAAGGUGUCGUGUCCAGACUACCGGGAUUGCAACAAGACAGACGCCAUGCUGGAUUUCCAGCGGCGAAUUGAGUGCUACAAAACCAGCUACCAACCUCUGGACUCCGAUCAGCACGACAGGGAUCUCUCCUUCAUCAAGGUGAUUGAUGUCGGCCGGCAGUUCCUCGUCAACCGGAUCCAAGAUCACAUCCAGAGCAAGAUCGUCUACUACCUGAUGAACAUCCACAUCCAGCCCCGCACCAUCUACCUGUGUCGGCAUGGAGAGAGCACUGAUAACUUGGAGGGACGGCUCGGUGGUGACUCUGGUCUCUCGUCGCGGGGCAGACAGUUUUCAGGCGCCCUGGCCCGGUUUGUUGAGGAGCAGAAACUGGAGAAUUUGAAGGUGUGGACCAGCCAGCUGUGUCGCAGCAUCCAGACUGUCGAGCACCUGGGAGUCCAGUACGAACAGUGGAAGGCUCUUAAUGAGAUCGAUGCCGGAGUGUGUGAGGAGAUGACGUACGAUGAGGUGAAGGAGAGAUAUCCAGAGGAGUUUGCUUUGAGAGAUGAAGAUAAAUACUACUACCGCUAUCCUUCUGGAGAGUCGUACCAGGAUCUGGUCCAGCGAGUGGAGCCAGUCAUCAUGGAGCUAGAGAGGCAGGAGAACGUCCUGGUUAUCUGCCACCAGGCCGUCAUGCGCUGCCUGCUGGCCUACUUCCUGGAUAAGAGUGCAGAGGAGAUGCCCUAUCUGAGAUGUCCCCUGCACACGGUGCUGAAGCUCACCCCGGUCGCCUACGGGUGUAAAGUGGAGUCCAUCUCUUUGACUGUGGAGGCAGUGAACACCCACAGAGACAGACCUGAGGAGGUGAAGAGGGGCCCCGGCACCUUGAUCAGGAGGAACAGCGUGACUCCCCUGACCAGCCCCGAGUCAAACAUUAAGAAACCUCGUAUCGAUGACCUCGACGAGGCUCCGAUCCAGGAGGUGCCUCCUUCUGUUGCCUCGCUGGCUCUCUGCAGCCCCUCACACCUCCCUCUCUCCUUGGCUGGACAGCACUGGCUGGGUAAAGUCUGCCUAACCUGAGGAGGAGCUCACCCGGCCGCCAUGACAUCCUACAGCCCUGCCAAUGAAAUUGCACCGAUGUGUCACGAGGCUCAAGAGGUCGGAAAGCGGAUCAGUGGCGAGGAAGACGAUAACAGUGAUAUAAAUAAGGAAAAGUGAAAUUUGAUUUUCUAAAAAGCAACAUUUCUCGAACAUCAAGGAUCAACUGGAUGAAUGUGUCAUUUUGUCUGUAAAGGACAAAACAUUUUAUCGUUCAUAAAGGACCAUGGUUACUUAAUUGUUUUUUGCCGUCUAGUGCCUGCAGUGCUUGUUCUGCAAGCCUGACGCCACUUCUCUCGCUAUUUCCGUGGACUUGAUGGCUUGAGGAGCGGCGCCACAUUUCACCUAAUAACUCCACAUAUCAUCUCAAUAUCUUAUUUUUCACAGUUUGAAUAUUUAUUUUUCAUUAUGAUGUAGUUUAAACAGUACGUGUCGAUCAUUAAUUCGAGUUCUCUACGCUGAUUGGGGGAACCUUUAUUUGGCUUGACUUCAUGUUGCCGUCAUUGUCUGCAACGCACAAAUGUAAGCACUUCUAUUUUUGUUAUAACAAUGCGUGCUGUUAAUAAUAUACUUGUAAAUGUUAGUGUACAUACAGUGUAGGAGAGACGUGUGGGGGGAUGACUUGGAUGUGUGUGUGUGUAAUCGUGUGUUUGUAUGUGUUGGGACUGAAUGGAAAGCAGAAGGUGUGGAGAAACAAGCUGCUGCUCACCUCUCUCAGUAAAACUCUAAACCUGUUUGCUUGAGAUACUUGAAAUUUGUUUUUUGUAAAAACUGUUUUAUUAUACUCUUAAUUUAUUUUUAUUUAGUUUUUAAUGACUGACUGACUGAAGGACUACUACGCAUGAGAGGAUGUAGUACAGUUGAUUUUGCUGGACAUGCAGGAUCAAUAAAUUCACUCUGGAAAAUA